AAUUGGCAACCGGAAGUUUGUGUGUUGUCUGUUGCCAGUAACGCCAAGGACUUUUGUUUGGCGCCUUUACGGGCCGGUCGGUUUUUACUGAUAAAUUUGUCAAUUUGCAUCAAACAAACACAAAUUCCUGCUAGAUAUAAUGGGGGACAAAGGAGACGGAGAAACCUUUGAUGAUGCCGUUGAAGAGAGGGUAAUCAAUGAGGAGUACAAAAUAUGGAAGAAGAAUACCCCGUUCUUGUAUGAUUUGGUGAUGACACACGCUCUGGAAUGGCCCUCGUUAACUGCUCAGUGGCUUCCAGACGUGACCAGACCCGAAGGCAAGGACUACUCCGUUCAUAGAUUAAUCUUGGGCACACACACAUCAGACGAACAGAACCAUCUACUGAUUGCCAGUGUUCAGCUGCCAAAUGAGGAUGCACAGUUUGACGCCAGCCACUACGACAAUGAUAAAGGAGAAUUUGGUGGCUUUGGCUCAGUGUCGGGUAAAAUCGACAUUGAGAUAAAGAUCAACCAUGAAGGUGAGGUGAACAGGGCACGUUAUAUGCCCCAGAACCCCUGUGUCAUUGCCACCAAGACACCUUCCUCCGAUGUGCUGGUCUUUGACUACACUAAGCAUCCGUCAAAGCCUGAACCUUCCGGCGAGUGUCACCCUGACCUUAGAUUGCGAGGUCAUCAAAAAGAAGGCUAUGGCUUAUCCUGGAACCCCAACCUAAAUGGAUAUCUUCUGUCUGCCAGUGAUGACCACACAAUCUGCCUGUGGGACAUAAACGCGACGCCGAAGGAAGGCCGCGUGAUCGAGGCCAAGUCCGUGUUCACGGGACACACCGCCGUCGUCGAGGACGUGGCCUGGCAUCUGCUGCACGAGUCACUGUUUGGAUCCGUCGCUGAUGAUCAGAAGCUCAUGAUUUGGGACACUAGGUGUAACAACACUUCGAAGCCCUCUCACACAGUGGACGCGCACACCGCGGAGGUGAACUGCCUCAGCUUUAACCCCUACUCCGAGUUCAUACUAGCCACCGGCAGUGCUGAUAAAACCGUGGCGCUAUGGGACCUGCGCAACCUGAAGCUGAAGCUGCACUCGUUCGAGUCGCACAAGGACGAGAUCUUCCAGGUGCAGUGGUCCCCGCACAACGAGACCAUCCUCGCCAGCAGCGGCACCGACAGGAGGCUUCACGUGUGGGAUCUGUCCAAGAUCGGCGAGGAGCAGACGGCAGAGGACGCGGAGGACGGACCUCCGGAGUUGCUGUUCAUACACGGAGGUCAUACCGCCAAGAUAUCUGACUUCUCCUGGAACCCUAACGAGCCCUGGGUCAUCUGCUCUGUGUCGGAAGAUAAUAUUAUGCAGGUAUGGCAAAUGGCUGAGAACAUAUACAAUGAUGAAGAACCGGAGACGCCCGCCUCGGAACUGGAGUCGGGCGUCAACGUCAACCACGGCUAGCCGCCCACCCGCUAACUGUGCACUCACUCGCUAAAUACAUACGGGACUACUUAUUAUAAUGGCCACGGAACAUUUAUGGUGAGGCGUAGAUAAACCAUUUAUUGCUGUCAAACUAAUAUCGAUGUUGUUGUCAUUGAAAUAGAAGUUAAAAUCCAUAUAAACCUAGCAUAUUACAGUUCUUCUAAAAUCGAUAAAGUUCCGACACCAAAUUCCGAGCACAAGUCCGCGCGUGUGUUUCAACCCUAAAGAAAAACAAAAGACGACCGGCCAUUAAACAAAAUUUUGCUCUCACUGUUGAAGUAAAAAGUUGUGUGUGUCAGAGCAUUAUCAAGAUUUUUGAAGCCUUUGAAUUCCUCAAGACGUUCAGGAUUCUAUUCUAAAAUCACUCGCCACACUAGUGAUUCAAACAGAAUCCUGCAGUUGCUCGGGAUUCAAUAUUCUCUGCCCUCCCAACAAACAACUUUGCUCACCUGUAAACACAAAUACCUAUUCUCCACUAAAGUCGAACAUUUGAUUAUAAUAUUAGUCAUGAUAAAGAUAAAUUUAUUUGUUAAAAACAUAUGUUAUAAAGGUGUUACAUUUAUUUACAGUUUCAAUAUGUUUUGCCAUGUCAGGCGUACAAAUUUACAUUUAUUAAACUAAAAAUGUAAAAAUGUUAAUUGUUGUAUGUUAAUUGAUUUUACAUAUUAGGUACUUCAAUGAACAUAAUGUCGAUAAUAAUUUGACAGCGAAAAAUGAUUCUCAAUGCCCUCCAUGAUAUCUGUGUGGGCCCCAGCUGUGCAUACCCUUUUGUGACAAUCUGUUACGUCACUUUGGCCCAAAAUACAAAAUUCUGGUUAACAAAGGACUUUUUGGUGAGCUCUUUCAUAUCUGUGGUGAGUUUCUUUUUGUUCUGUUGAAUUUAUUUCCAGGGUAGAGGCUAGUUUAAUUAGUGAUUUAAUCAGAAUAUUGAUCUAAAUACAUCAAUUAGUUCCCAAAGUUGGAGUACAUAAUAAAUUGGAGAAAUUUUGAAUUGAAGAAAUGAAAGAAGGGUACUUCAAAAACCUGUUUCAGAUUACUUUUUUAACAUUAUCGAGAAAAUGAAAGAGCUCAAAAUCCAUCGCAAUUUGAACCUUAUGUCUUUAGGUGUAAGGUAAAAAAUAAAUUGGUAUGUUCAACAAGUACAUAAACUGUACGAUAUUAGAAGAUAAGAUGAAAAGAUGCUACAAUCAUUGUUUGUGGCGACUUUGUUAUCGAAAAGAAAAUUUGAAUAUUUUUGCAUAAUCUAAAAUUUAUUUUUGAGUCCACGUUUUGUAAACAUACAGUUUAGUUGUUUGUGCUUGAGUUAGCCCAUUGGUGGGAACUGCUAGUAGGUUAGGGUCAUUUCCGUGUUUGUUAACCCCCUCUUGUCUUCUAUGAUAAUAAAUCGAUCUCGUUUCGGACUGUUAAUAUAAUAAAACUUCAUUAACUGUGGCAAUUCUAGAGAAAAAAACAACUGGAAAAAAUAUCUCGUAUUUGUAGACUGAGGACUUGGUUUUAUUAAUUUAAUUCAAAAGGCCUGUAGCUAAGCUACUUUGCCCUUUUUCGUAAUAUACCUACUUAAACAAACAGAGAUCUCGUUUCGAUCUCGCUAUAACCGCCGAAAGACAAUCUAGAGGGUUAACAAAUUAAAUAUAAAAACCGAUAAGCUAAGUAAGCUGUAAAUUUAGUUUUAUGUAAUGUUUCUGCCUUUGGGCUGGUCAAUAUGGAAAGGGUCCAAUAAUGAGUGGUCUGUAAGCACAGGAAUCUCACGUGCACUUUCAGUUUAAUGAAUUUUGGAAAAUAUUUUAUAUAUUGUGAAAUAUUCUAGUUUAUUUUAUUGUAAAAUAAAUGUGCUUACAGACCACUGAAGUGCGUUGCGACAACACUACACGCCAUAGAGACACUUCGCUAGCGACAUGUUAAUUCCAUUCUUUAAUUUAUUGUUUCUUUCCGAUAAGUCACAAGGAUGUGUUUCUGUUGUAACUGUCAUUGAUACAAUAUUAAGGGCCUCUUUCACGGCCGAAGUAUUCCACAUUACAUAUAAUGUAUAAUUAGAUUUAAUUGAUAACAUUUCCCUGUUACUAAUAAACGUGUAGUGUGUAGCAUUUGAUAGCUUAGCUGUCAUAGUUUAUAUUCGCAAUACGUAAACAUCCUCCGUGAAUGAUAUGCUAAGCUAUCGAAUCGUAGUGUCUCGAUGUAUUUGCAUGUUCAAUGUUUAGUCUACGGUAACUGUAAUAGCACAAAGUGAAAGAUGCCCUUUCCCUGGUGACGCGACUGACCGACGGUAUUUUAUAAUGUUAAUGCAGUAAUGGAAUAAUUUUAAGCUCUGCUAAUUACCUAUUAUGAUUAAAAGUAUCGUAAUUA
This is a messenger RNA of Helicoverpa armigera (cotton bollworm), 3802 nucleotides long. RefSeq names its product Chromatin assembly factor 1, p55 subunit (gene Caf1-55). The record is from RefSeq and is a predicted model, not a curated record. The coding region runs from base 140 to 1438 and encodes 432 amino acids. Lineage: Eukaryota; Metazoa; Arthropoda; Insecta; Lepidoptera; Noctuidae. Gene Ontology annotation, molecular function: histone binding; nucleosome binding. Gene Ontology annotation, biological process: regulation of DNA-templated transcription; chromatin remodeling. Gene Ontology annotation, cellular component: NuRD complex; ESC/E(Z) complex; nucleus. The transcript has 10 exons.